Pseudomyrmex gracilis is the source of this 2809-nucleotide messenger RNA. RefSeq names its product neither inactivation nor afterpotential protein G-like. Bases 304 to 1977 code for a protein of 557 amino acids. Gene Ontology annotation, molecular function: oxidoreductase activity, acting on CH-OH group of donors; flavin adenine dinucleotide binding. The transcript is spliced from 9 exons. NCBI's taxonomy places the organism in Eukaryota, Metazoa, Arthropoda, Insecta, Hymenoptera, Formicidae. The record is from RefSeq and is a predicted model, not a curated record.
GUCGUAUGUAAUUGUAAUGCACGCAUAAUGUGUAAAUGACUGACGGACUUUUCGACAUAAUUGUUACGUAUUCGCAAUCUGCCGCUCGUGUCGGUCGUUGUCGUGAUGCUUCGAACUCGGCGCUAUAGACGUGUAUCGAUUACAAAUGGAGAACUGCUAAUUUAAUAUCGGGAUCGAACGCGGAGCUGUUAUAGUUCCGUGUUGUAUCCGCAUGUUGUGUUUCAGUAAUGUCGAGAAGAGACCGUCGACCGCACGUACGUAUAUUUCUUCCUUGCGCGUGAUUGUUUGUUUUCAAAAAACAACAUGUGGAGCCACGUAUUGAUUUCGAUCGUCGUUCUACUGACGUCCUUGCUUUAUCAUUAUCACUUCAGCGAGCCGGCCAGUAUUAUCGAUCGUCCCGAAACGCAUUACGACUACAUAAUAGUUGGCGCUGGUACAUCUGGCUGCGUGAUCGCGUCGCGGCUUUCAGAAAUAUCGAACGUCACCGUUCUGCUGGUGGAAGCGGGUGGACACUUCGGAUGGCUGUCUACCAUGCCGCUCUUGGCACCGAUGAUGCAAGGCACCGAUGUCGAUUGGGCUUAUAAAACGGAGUCGCAACUCUUCUCGUCCCGAGGACAUCGCCGCUACAAGCAAAAUUGGCCCAGAGGAAAAGGAUUAGGCGGAAGUGGACAGCUCAAUUAUCUCGUUCACUCCUUCGGAAAGUCCGAGGACUACAAGGGAUGGCCGAAAGGCUGGUCGCAUGCUGACUUGCUCCCCUACUUUCAAAGAGUGUCCGAUAGCAUGAACGUUAUCCCGAUGCCGGAAGAAGAAUAUCUGACGAAGGCCUUCGUUCUGGCCGAGGAAUCCUUGAAAUUGGAUAACGUGUCCCUGCGAAAAGCGAUGUACACCGCGAAAAAAGGUUCCAGAUGGAGCACGCAUCACGCUUAUCUGCAGAAGGCUUGGAAUCGCGAGAACUUGCACAUCCUGACGAACACGCUCGUCGCCAAAAUACUCUUCGAGAACAAAAACAUUGACGGCGUCAGAGUCAUAUAUAAAAACGGCUCUGUUGGGAAAAUUCGCGUGAGGAAAGAGAUGAUUCUUUGCGCGGGAACUGUCAACACGCCGCAGUUACUUAUGAUUUCCGGUAUAGGACCUGUCAGCGAACUGGAAAAACAUAAGAUAGCCGCGGUGCAUGAUCUUCCGGGUGUAGGUAGGAAUUUAUUCGAUCAUCUGAACGUGCCCAUUUACGUGAAUCUGAGAGAGCGUGUCAGUAUCACGCUCGUGAAACUGCAAACCUUGCUCGAGGUGUUCAAUUAUUUCGUCUUCGGAACCGGAUGGUUGGCCACUAACGGCGUAAUGGGAUUGGGGCGUGCCAAUAACAGCGGCAUCCUUUUGUUCGGGGUGGCGUCCGCGGAGGAAAAGUUGCUGAAGGUCAUUGCGAAUUUCGAGACCGAGACGUACAGAUCGCUAUUUCCAUCGUACAACGACAGCAUGCACGAGGGAUUCGUUUAUCUGGUGUCGUGUCUGCAACCCAAAAGUCGCGGAAACGUAACGCUGAGAUCGGUCAACAUCCGCGACCCGCCGAAAAUUAAUCCCGCAUAUCUUCAGAAUCCCGAAGACGUAAUGUGCACCCAACAAGGCAUAAACCUCGCGCUGGAGACUCUCAAUACGAAGCUCUUUCGCGAGUACGGCGCGAAGGUACACGUUCCCGAUCUCGAGGAGUGUCGUCACUUGCAACAGGACUAUCGAGACCCAGAUUAUUCGGAAUGCGUCAUAAGAAUCGCAGGAUUCACGGGUUACCAUCCUUGCGGCACAUGCAGAAUCGGCACGGACGUCAAUGCAGUUGUUGACGAGGAAUUGAAGGUAAAGGGCGUUAGGGGAUUAAGGAUAAUGGACGCCAGCGUAAUGCCGUCUCCAAUUUCCGGCACGCCAAACUCAGUCCUUGUCGCAAUGGCCGAGCGCGUGUCAGAUUUAAUUCUGGAUCGAACGUCAAACUGAGAUCAAGUUCAUUUAUCAUAGAAAUUAUGUGCGAUUUGCUAGAAAAAUUAAUAAUAACAAUUCAUUUGUAUGAUAUUAUUUACGAUAUCACUUUGUGCUAAUUCAUCAUUUGAAUGAGAAAAGAGGGCGAAAGGAAGAAGGAUCGCAAAUAAAAACUAUCCAUGGUGCUCCAAGUUUUUUGUAAUUUAUAAUUAAUGGUAAAGUUUUCUUUUGUUUUACAGUAAUCGAACAGUUAUUAAUAGUCUAAUUAAAUUUCGAUUAAUUUUUAUACAAACAAAAAGGGGUGAGUUACACACUCAACGGCAUAGCCACGAAUCCCUGCCACCCCGUCCGCGCUCGGAGUAUAAAGAAAAAAGAAACAUAUUUUUUUUUUUUUUUUUUUUUUUUACACGCUCCCUCCUUAAAGAGGUUUUCUUUCACCCCAGUUCCCGUCCGGGAUCGUCUACGAUGGCAGAGUUUCGACAUUCCUCCUAUCCCAUUUCCGCGUCUUAGCUUCUUUCUCUCACAAACAUACACACAUACAUAAACACAUAUAAACACACACAAACACACACACGCACACACUCUCUCUUUCUCUCUUUCUUUCUCUCCCCCCCUCUUUCUUGCUCUUUCGCGUACAUCCUCAACAAACAUACACACAUACAUUCCGUCAUUUCUCGUAUUAACGCUGAUUUUAUUUCUCUUCAUAUCGAUUUCGUGUUUGUCUCUCAUCGCAUCGAUCGAUUUUCUCUUUCCUCGCAACUUUUGUUCGUAGACACUCUCACACACACUCUCACACGCACACGUACAUAUAUCUGUCGCAUCUUAUAAAUAAAAUAUUUCGUGAUUAACG